This is a messenger RNA of Quercus robur (English oak), 1439 nucleotides long. RefSeq names its product F-box/kelch-repeat protein At3g06240-like. The record is from RefSeq and is a predicted model, not a curated record. The transcript has a single exon. Bases 3 to 1241 code for a protein of 412 amino acids. Lineage: Eukaryota; Viridiplantae; Streptophyta; Magnoliopsida; Fagales; Fagaceae. Gene Ontology annotation, molecular function: protein binding.
CAAUGGAACCUGGUCCGCAACCUUUGAUCCUCCGACAAUGGAAGAACCAUCUCCCACACGACGUCGUACUGAACAUCUUGGUAACGUUACCAGUCAAGUCCCUCAUAAGAUUCAAGUGCGUUUCCAAACUCUGGGACUCCUCAAUCACUAGUCCUAAUUUCAUCUCCACCCACCUUAAUAUCGUCAACAACAACAACAACAACGAUGAUAAUGAUCAUGCUUAUCUCAUACAAACCUGUAUUGAAUAUAAUUCUCCUAAGAUUCCAAUAACCUAUAAGGUUUUUUGUUGUGACCGCACGUUUGAUUCGCUUUUUGAGUUUUCAGUUCCCUCUGAUUUUGAUUUAAACAUGUCCUUAUUGAUCGGUUCGUGCAAUGGUUUAGUGUGUCUCACUCAGCAUCGAAGACUUUCCGCUACUUCUGAUGCUAUAUAUUUGUGGAACCCCAGCAUUAGAAAAUUUAAGAGAUUGCCUGAUUCGUGUUCUAAUGGCAAAGAUUUUUGGUUUUCUACCGGAUUUGGUUAUCAGUCCAAGACAAAUGACUACAAAGUUGUAAAGCUUCGGGGUACUCCAGUUGUGGCUGAGGUUUACACAUUAAGCUCUGACUCGUGGAGAAAGGUUGAAAUCUCGUUCAGAUCCAAAGUUGUAGGUGCUAUACCUUAUUCGUUUCCCCUAUUUUUUAGUGGGGCUUUGCAUUGGUUUGCUUAUUAUAGUGAAGGGGGAAGGAAAUUCCCAGAUCCAACGAUGAUUUUGUCAUUUGAUGUCAAUAAUGAGAAAUUCAGAGAGAUGGCAAUCCCUGAUGGAGAUAAAUUGAUCAAGCAAGAUCUGUUUGCGUUUAAGGGAAAUCUGGCUUUCAGUUCAUGUGGAUACCCUGAAAACGAUGAUGACUUACAGUCAGACUCGCAAUGCUUCAUUUGGGUAAUGAGGGAUUAUGGUGUACACGAAUCAUGGGAUAAAAUUUUUUCUAUCCGGCUUGAAAAUGUUGAUAUAAGUUUCUAUGGUUGCACUGAACAUGGUGAACUUCUACUUUACAAGAAAGUCAAGGAAGAAUCCAAAGAUGGUGAGAUAAAAAUACAUGAUUGGAAUGAGUCUACAAUUCUUUCAAAUGACAUUGCUAUUGUUUUACUAGACCCUGAGACUUUACAUGAGAAGGACCUUGGUAUCCUACGGUAUGUUACAGAUAUACUAACUACAUUCAAGGAAAGCCUUGUGUCACUUGAUGGAGCAACCGAGCUAUAUGGAUAAGAAGUGAAAUGAUUAGUGAUAAUCAUUGCAUUUUGUUAGGUAAGUGUUAGGUAAGUGUUAUAUGAUUGAGACCAUUAUCAUGUUGUUUACUUUGGUAUCAUUUUGUUUUGCGGUAGGCAUAGAUGUACUGAUAUGGUGUAGGUGAACUUAAUUCAGAUGUAUAUCAACACUUUAUGCUUGUGGCGAUUUCAUGAAAGA